AUGAACCUUGCAACACAUCAGCGAAUUCACACAGGAGAGAAACCAUUUGAAUGUCUGCGGUGUGGAAAAAGAUUCAUUUCCACGCACAGCCUUAUACGUCAUCAGAUCAUUCACAGGGAAGACAACCCGUUUAAAUGUCUGGAGUGUGGAAAGAGCUUCAGCGAGAAGCAUGACCUUGCUAAACAUCAAAGAAUUCACACAGGAGAGAAACCAUUUAUUUGUCCAGAGUGUGGAAAAGCAUUCAAUCAGAGGGGGGCACUUACUAUCCAUCAAAGAAUUCACUCAGGGGAGACACCAUUUAAAUGCUCAGAGUGUGGAAAGAAAUUCCGUUGCAGUGGUGCCCUUAAAGAACAUCAGAGAACUCAUACAGAUGAGAAACCAUUUAAGUGCCUGGAGUGUGAAAAGAGAUUCCGCUACAGUGGUGGCCUUAAAGAACAUCAGAGAACUCACACAGAUGAGAAGCCAUUUAAAUGCCCAGAGUGCGGAAAGAGAUUCAAAAAGAAGGAGGCCCUUACUUCACAUCAACGAAUGCACACAAGGGAGAAAUCAUUUGAAUGUUUGCAGUGUGGAAAGAGAUUCUGCUCAAUGAUAAUUCACAGUAAAGACAACCCAUUUAAAUGUCUGGAGUGUGGAAAGAGCUUCAGCGACCAGCAUGACCUUGCAAAACAUCAAAGAAUUCACACUGGAGAUAAACCAUUUGAGUGUUUGAAAUGUAGAAAGCGCUUCAAAGGGCCUCUGAUGCCCAGAUCUGACCUCAUCUCCCAGCAUGAAGAAAAGGAGGAAGAGCUGCUUGUCCAGGAGACAUUGACAGGUAGGUUCGUAGAAGUAUCAUGA
Elgaria multicarinata webbii is the source of this 834-nucleotide messenger RNA. RefSeq names its product zinc finger protein 79-like. Lineage: Eukaryota; Metazoa; Chordata; Lepidosauria; Squamata; Anguidae. The record is from RefSeq and is a predicted model, not a curated record. The coding region runs from base 1 to 834 and encodes 277 amino acids. The transcript has 3 exons.